This is a messenger RNA of Drosophila erecta, 1824 nucleotides long. RefSeq lists its product as uncharacterized. The record is from RefSeq and is a predicted model, not a curated record. The coding region runs from base 1 to 1608 and encodes 535 amino acids. NCBI's taxonomy places the organism in Eukaryota, Metazoa, Arthropoda, Insecta, Diptera, Drosophilidae. The transcript has a single exon.
AUGCUCUCCAAUCUGACUAAAACAACGAGGGUUUGCGUGGGCACAACAUCAUUUUCGUGUUACUCAACACUUUUGAAAUUCCAUAGCAACUAUUUCGAACGCCACCUGCGCCCGGUAAACAGCGAACACCAUUUUGUUAUCGAUAUUGAUCGCUCAAUUUGCGAAUAUCGAUUUCGCUUUCGCGAGGGCGCCGACCUGCUGGCGGUGGGCUUCCGAGCUGCCUACACGUGGAUGAGACUGAAGCAGCCCCUGGAGCCGUCGAUGCCGCCGGAGAAGCUGGUGGUGCUCACUCACACGGCCAUGCAGCUGGAGAUGCCCACACUGCUGGCGAAGUGCUAUGAACUACUGUGCACCGUCCACUAUCGGGAGGAGAUCGCCUUUCAGGUGUACUUGAACGCCCUGCGUUAUCCGCAGCUCGAGGCGCUGCGCAAGGUGAUGCUGCAAAGGAUCGGCAAUGCUUUUCUGGCCGUGAUCGGCGGAAAUGAGUUCCUGCGCAUGCCGCUGGAGGAUGUGAUGACCAUGCUGCAGCAGGACACCUUGGGCGUCAAUACCGAGGUGGAGGUGAUUGUGGCCAUUGUCAGGUGGCUGACCGUCAAUGCGCACGACAUGGCCAGAGCGACGGCUCCACUGAUGGCUUGCCUUCGGCUCACCCUCUUGCCACUGAGCAUGCUGCAGCGGUUUUGGAGCAGUGCCAUGGCUCCGUGGAAGCCCAACGAACCCUUCAUGAACAUCUUUCGCGGCGAUUGCCGUAUGCGUGAGCGGAUCAGCUGUGCGAUUACCGUGGCCCAGUUGCAGCAUUUGUACACGACUCGUCGCGAGUUCCUCAAGUCCUGCCGCUCCAGGGGCUUCGUCGUGGACACGCCCAGGGAGUGGAUAUACGAUGAGGAAUGCUGCUAUCACUUGCCCAGGCCCAGUGGUCCCUAUUCGCACACAAUUUGUAUCCAUGUCCUCGUCAACUACGCGAUACGCAGGGCUCAGCGGCUCACGGAAACCUCAUUCCGCUGGUCCAGAGGCUUUUCGCACUUUUUGCCGGACUCCGAUGAUCUGGAGCCCAUUGCUGAGGACUCCGAGGACAAGGAUGAGGAGGCGGAAGUGCCCGGAGCGCCAGGUGAGCCGGGAGAGCCACAACAGCCAGUAGCGGAACCUCUCCAGGCUCAGUUCAGGCAUGAUCGAGAAACCAUUGAACGCGAACUGGAAGGCUUGCGGACAAGUCUGAGCGAACUGGUGGAGCGGGCAAACCGACGUGUUGAGCUGCGGGAUGAGCUGGAGCGACGUAUUCGCGAACUGGAAGGUGGACGCCAUGCCAAUCCGUGGGAAACCAACUUGUUUAGUGGCACAAGUGGCGAGAACUUCAAUGAUUUGGCCAUGUUUCAGGAUGGCCACCUUAGCUGUACCCACUCCGAUUUCAACGCCGAGGUGCAGGACGCAAGCGAUUCGUAUUUUUAUGAGCAUGUCUGUCGGUUGAGGGAGCUAAUCCUGCCGGAGACCGUGGAUUACACCGAGGAAUCGUCCGUGGAGCAUGUGCGUCCCAUGGAGAACUAUCUGCUGAAUACCGAGCUGAUGAUCCUCAGGUUGUUGGAGCAACUCGACGUGGAUGCAACGCCGUAGGCAUGUGGAUGCACAGCCUUCAUAUUUUUGCAUAUGACCCCCUGCCGCCGCCCCCUUCAAAUUGCAGUUAACAUACACCAAUCGGCCAAUUAUCUCUUUGUUUGGAUUUCUCAAUAUUAAAUUGUAAAUUAAACAUGAAACCACUACAAAAUGUUCGAUUAAAAUGCCCCAAACUGUGUACAUAUAUCUUUUAUAAUAAAAGAGCACACUAGGGCA